AUGGAAAAUCCCACUCAGCUUCUCCGGGGCUGGUCCCCGCAAAAAGGUAAUCCCGUGGAGAAGAAAAAGCUCAAAAAGGAGGAUAAAGGCAUCCUGAAGGUGUCACGUGGAAACAUCCUGGAAGAUUCCCUUAAAUGA
Molecule: messenger RNA, 138 nt
Organism: Aspergillus niger
Lineage: Eukaryota; Fungi; Ascomycota; Eurotiomycetes; Eurotiales; Aspergillaceae
Exons: 2
Coding region: 1-138 (45 amino acids)
Source: RefSeq, a predicted model, not a curated record